CAAACUUACUGAGAUAACUGAUAAGGUGAUAACGAAAUUCUCGUUGCGAGACGUCGUGUUCGUACGCGAUCGCGUACUUUUUUUUUUUUAAUAUUUAUUGCUUAAUUGUUAUGAUGAUUUGAAUAAACUUUGAUCUCCGAGUUUAAAACAAAACGGUAAUUACAGGUUGCCGACAUUAUCUAUCUUCUUGUGGAUAUAUAUAUAUGUGUGUGUGUGUGUGUGUGUGUUCGUAAAAUUUAUUUCAAAUGACCGGGAAAUGGUAUUUCACAGAAAUUGUAUUCGUUCGGGAAUUGGAUGUGGUUUGAAACAAGUGAAAUAACAAUUGACAUUCUAUUAAUCAAUUUGCAACAACGAUGGCGAAAGCCAUAAUGAACGACGAAUGGAAAACUUUGUAUUUGGCUCGAGCAUUAUAUGAUGCAGUCGAAGAUUGUAAUAUUCAGCAAGUCAAUUCUCUUUUAUCUCAACAUAAAGCCAGUCCUAAUAUUCUGAUUCCGGAAGAAGGCAUGACAGCAUUUCAUUUAGCUGCAGGGCAUGAAAACUUGGCAUUCGGAAAAGUAGCGACAUCAUUAUUUUUACAUAAUGGUGGUGAUCCUAAUGUACUUUGUGAAGGAAAUCGCACAGUUCUACAUAUUGCUGUUGCAUGGAAUCGUUCUCAGGUUGUUAGAAUUUUGCUCAGAAGUCCUUACAUUAUACCAAAUCCGUACAUAAAAGAUGAAGAUAAUCUCAAUGUAUUUAACUAUGCUGUGAAAUUUAGUGCGUGGGAAUCACUUGCAACUCUCCAGUCUUACAUGAAACAAUCAAACUACACGAGUAAUUUAAAAAAACAAGUCUCUAAUUCAAUGCAAUCAAAACGUAUUAAAGAAAAAUAUUGUAAUCCCACAAAAGCACAAAAUAUUGAAACAUCGAUUGGUGCUGAAUCGACACUUGAUAAAUCUAAUAGAUUACAUACAAGUAGUGGAUAUCUUAAUAGCGGUGAAAGUUUAGAUAGCAUUUCCAAAUCGACAACAUUUGAUUCAGUUGGUCAAAAAAAUAAUAAUAUCGAUGAAUGCAUAUUAACUUCAACAGCUUAUUCUUUUGACGAUAUUUUAAAUAAAAAUGUUUCAUCAGAUGAUCAUUUUACUGGAUUACAUAAAAAUGAUAUUCCAUCGAAAAUUUAUUGUGAUGGAUCCAUAUUGAGUUCAAUCAAAUGCGUAUCAGAUGAAUUUGAAAGCAUAGAAAACAUGAGUUUUCCAUCUAGUAAUUUAUUCAGCGAUUCUGAAUUGUUUGACCUUGAUGUAGUUGAAUUAGAAGAAAAAAAUAUUUUUAACCAGAUAGAAACUACAUCUUUAAGUGAUUUAAGUGAUAGUGACUUGAUGUCAGAUAUAUCUGGAUUAUCUAGUUGUUUGAGUUCUGAUGAUUUUUUUACAUGUCCAGAUACAAAUUCUGAACGAAAAAUUCUAAGUAGUAAUACUUAUAAGACUGACAUUGAAUUGGAAGAUAUUACAAAAAGCUUAUCAAUGACAAGUAUUUAUGACUCAAUAAGCAAUUCAAUUUGUGCAGCUGAGUUAAAGAAUCUAGAAGUUUCAAAUAUUAUUAAUUCUUUAAAUGAAUGCAGUAGUAGUUUAAAUGAAAUUGCAGAGUAUGAUACAGAUUAUGUCCGUGAAAGUCUUAGAGAGUAUGGCUAUCCUCCAGGACCAAUAGUAGCCAGUACAAAACAAGUUUAUGUAAAAAAACUUAAUCAAAUAUUGCACGGGCAAACAAAACAGAAGCGUAAUGAUGAGCCCAUUAAUAAUUCAUCUGGUUCAUAUAGUAUGCAGUUGACUAAAGUUUUAACUGAUGACAAGUACAAUUCAUGGAAAAAAACAUUAAAAAGUUGGAGCAUUCUAGAAGAUUCCAUUGUUUGUGCUAAGAGUGGUUCAUCAUUUACAUAUUUAUUAUUAGAUCCACGUAUAACAAAUAAUCUUCCCGCUCGAGCUGAUCAGAUGAAUCCCAUUGAAAUAUGGCAGACAUUUAUUAAAUCAAUAUUUUACAUUGGUAAAGGCACAAAAUCUAGACCCAAUGAUCAUAUGAAUGAAGCAUUCAAUUCUUGGGUUGGAAACAAAAAUCAAGAUAAAAGCCGCAAAACAGAAUAUAUUUUGAACCUAUGGAAGGAAAAAUUGGGAGUGGUUUGUGUACAAGCAUUCCACCAUUUGAUGAUAAAAGAAGCACAUAUUCGAGAAGCAGCUAUGAUUGAUGCAAUUGGAUUGGACAAACUUACAAACGAGAAGCGUGGUACAUAUUAUGAUAUCACAACUCGAUGGUUGAGUAGUGAUCGAUGUAAACUAGGUUGCCAUCUUUUAUAUCGUGCCAUGCUUGUGUUUUUAGCUGAUGGUGAACGCCAACUACGACCAGUUGAUUUGACUUAAUUGUUGACAUACUAUUUUUACUAUAGUAUAUAUUCUAAGUUUUUUUUAAACACUGGCUAUGAUUAUAGAUCUAGUCUUUUUUUUAAGUAUUAGUUGUAUAGAAAUCUAUAUUUCUGAAUUUUAUUAUAUUUUUAUUGGUGUAUUUUUUAUACUAUAAUAAUAUUACAACAAUUA
Molecule: messenger RNA, 2558 nt
Organism: Aphis gossypii (cotton aphid)
Lineage: Eukaryota; Metazoa; Arthropoda; Insecta; Hemiptera; Aphididae
Exons: 7
Coding region: 354-2384 (676 amino acids)
Molecular function (GO): protein binding; endonuclease activity
Source: RefSeq, a predicted model, not a curated record